AUGAAGCUUCUGCUUCUCUCAGCUCUUUUUUUCGCAACGGCCGACUAUAGUGAGGGCGGAAAAGUAGAAACACAUCUUAAGCCUAAAGAAACCGAAAUUUCAGCUAGUGUCCCAGCUCGGGCAUACACAAAUCACGACAAAGUGGCAUGCAGACUUUGAAGCUCAAACGCUUUUAUUCUCGAUCACUUUUGGCAAAGUUUCAGUCUCAUCGAAAUUUAUCUUUACUCAAUUACUGUAAGAACCCUCCGCCUCUCUUGCUGAUUGGCUUCUCGGAUCACGGGCAGUUGAAUCAUUCUGACGCGAUUGUAUGGAAAAACAAUGAAAUCCUUGUAAGGAAGAUUUUUUGACUUUGCAUUGAAUUUUUGCGAAUCUCAGGACAGUUAUAUCAACCGAGAGUUUGAAGUUGAAACAGACUUGGAGCAGGACUGGGAGCUCGUCAGAACUAUCAAAAACGGCGUUAUACUCAGUCGAUCGAUUAUAACAUGCGAUCCAAUGGACUACGCUUUCCAAGUUUCCGUUAUCUUUUUUCACUAGAAAAGAAAAAGUUUCCAGACCGGAACUACUCAAUUUAUCAUUGCUGCCAGUUGGAGAGAUGAUGUUAGCAACUUGGAAAGUAGUUCGUUUCUGAAGGUUGUGUCAAAACAUGUAUCAUUCUCGCAAACCCUAUUCGCCACGAUUUGAAACAGUCUACUCAACUGCCUUUUUUUUUCAUCGGCAGAGUCAUAGAAAUAGGAAAAUAGCCGGUAUAAACGAGAACGUCUCCAAAUGAUAUGAAAAAGAGAACGAUUAGACCGCUUCAUUUUGUGGCGAAUAAGUAUUACCUAAUCGAAAAAACAGGAAAUGCGCUUUGCAAAAGUACUCGGAGAAGAAGAAGAAACGACGAAUCUUGAAAAUGACGCUUUUGAUUUCGAAGUCAUUGCGGAUCAUGCAGAAGUAAAACGUCUAUUUAUCUUUUUUUAAGGCUUUUCUUCAGAUUCCUACUGAGACAACGAACUACUGGUGUAUCAUAAAACCUCUUCCAGUGAAUAUUCAAUCCAAAAAACAUCACAUUGUGGGGGUGAGAAAUACAAUGAGAAUAGAUUUCCAUUUUUUUUUUCAAGUGAUAAUCUACUUUUCAGAUGGAUGCGGUAGUUCAACCAGGCAACGAACAUCUAGUGCAUCACAUGGAGGUUGUGGAAAUGAGAGGAAAUAGGAAAAAAGGUCGUUUUCAGAUUUUCCUGUGUCUUGAGAACGAUGUACAGCCUUUCAGCGGAAACUGCAACGAUCCAAAUAAACCAAAAGCCAGUAGAUCAUGUAGCCAUGUGAUCGCCGCGUGGGCCAUGGGCGAAGGAGUAAGUGGAUGCCGGAAAUGAUUCCAAUCACUCUGUGUAGCCGAUAUCUUACCCUUCGGAAGCGGGCUUGCCUAUUGGAGGAAAAGGCUCUAGUCGAUAUGUCAUGGUCGAAAUCCAUUACAAUAAUCCUGGAAAUCUUGCUAAUGUCAUUGACAAUUCUGGAUUCAAGUUCAUUGUGACGCCUUCUUUGAGGUUUGUAAUAUUUUUUUAAUUCUCCGAGACAGUUUUUUUAAAUAAAUUUUUUUCCAAAACCGUUGGCGAAUGGUGAUAGAGAAAGUCUCAAAAAAACCUUGCUGAUUUUCUAAUUUUCAGAUUUCAGAAUGACCCUCUUUGUUGAAUCCUGCUUCAAUUCUUUAAUUAAUGCCUGAUCUCAGAGAGUAUGAUGCCGCGAUCAUGGAGCUUGGACUGAUUUAUUCUGAUGCGAAUUCCAUUCCUCCAGGACAGCUGGAGUUUGCAAUCAACGCCCAUUGUAUCUCGGAAUGUACUGAAAAUGUAACUCUCGUCAAUAUCUCUCGUUUGGAUUUUCGAACACUGUCAUUCCAGCUUCCCGCAGGAGGAAUAAACAUUUUUGGCAGUCAACUCCACGCUCAUUUAACUGGAACAAAACUAUGGACUAGUCAUUACAGAAACGGCUAGAUAUCAUGUUUAAUCUUCAUUGAAAUGCUUUUCAGGUGUAAAAAUAGGUGAGGUCAACAGAGACGAGCACUAUUCGCCACAUUGGCAGCACGUGCAAUCAGUCCGUCCUUACGUCAAUGUCCGCCCGGUACAUAGUACAAUAAUCAGUUUGUAUGCGAGAGACAGAGAGUUUUUCAGGGAGACAACUUGAUAACGACCUGUGUCUAUGAUACGACGCGACGACAAAAAACCACUUUAGUACUGCUUUUUCGAGAGAAAUUGGAAAUAAAAUGGUCUCAGGAAAAAAAAAGAAAUUCAGGGAGGGUACGGUAUAGAAGAUGAAAUGUGCGUCAAUUACAUUUACUACUACCCUGCUUCUGAAAUCGAAGUCUGCAAAUCGGCUAUUUCGAACUCUACUCUACGCCAAUACUUUAAAUCUAGGUUUGACAAGGAAAAAUAAAAGAUUGAUUUGAUUUAAACUAUUGGAAAUGAAAAAAUUGUAGACAUGGGCUCGAAGAAAAAACAAUGUCCAUUUCUGAAAUGUACAACGCUGUGGAAUGGAACGAAAGAAAAUCAGAAGAACUCCGCAAUCUCUUCGCGGUUUCCCCGUUGAACAUGGCAUGUUUGCAACAGGACUCCACGCUCUUCCCGGUAAAGUGUCAUUCAAAAACAGAUCAAAAAUUGAGACCAGAGUCAUGAAUGGAGCGAAAUGAAGCAGCCGACACGCUUCUCAGGCGCUUUUGUAAAAACUCGUGACUCCUACGAAUGUCCAGCAAUCAACAAUUGA
Caenorhabditis auriculariae is the source of this 2733-nucleotide messenger RNA. NCBI's taxonomy places the organism in Eukaryota, Metazoa, Nematoda, Chromadorea, Rhabditida, Rhabditidae. The record is from the annotation of a GenBank genome assembly.